AUGGCAGCCGAUCUGGGGGACCCCAAAACUCCCGCGUCCCCCCCCGCCCCCCCAAAACGCUUCUUCCGCAAGAGCGUGGAGGUGUUGGAGGAGGAGGAGCGGGGCGAGCGCGGCGGCGACCCCGGCCCGCGGGGCGACCCCCGGCUCGGGGGGGGCGAGGAGGGCGAGGAGGAGGCGGAGAUGAAGGCCGUGGCUACCUCGCCCGGUGGCCGCUUCCUCAAGUUCGACAUCGAGCUGGGGCGAGGCGCCUUCAAGACGGUCUUCAAGGGCUUCGACACUGACACCUGGGUGGAGGUGGCCUGGUGUGAGCUGCAGGACCGCAAGCUGACCAAGGCGGAGCAGCAGCGCUUCAAGGAGGAGGCCGAGAUGCUCAAGGGGCUGCAGCACCCCAACAUCGUCCGCUUCUACGACUCCUGGGAGUCCUCGCUGCGUGGCAAGAAGUGCAUCGUCCUCGUCACCGAGCUCAUGACCUCGGGCACCCUCAAGACGUACCUCAAGAGGUUCAAGGUGAUGAAGCCGAAGGUGCUGCGGAGCUGGUGCCGGCAGAUCCUGAAGGGGCUGCAGUUCCUGCACACGAGGACGCCGCCCAUCAUCCACCGCGACCUCAAGUGUGACAACAUCUUCAUCACCGGCCCCACCGGCUCCGUCAAGAUCGGCGACCUGGGGCUGGCCACGCUCAUGCGCACGUCCUUCGCCAAGAGCGUCAUCGGGACCCCCGAGUUCAUGGCCCCCGAGAUGUAUGAGGAGCGCUACGACGAGUCCGUGGACGUCUACGCCUUCGGGAUGUGCAUGCUGGAGAUGGGCACGUCCGAGUACCCCUACUCCGAGUGCCAGAACGCCGCCCAGAUCUACCGCAAAGUCACCAGCGGCAUCAAGCCGGCGAGUUUCCACAAGGUGACGGACCCCGAGGUGAAGGAGAUCAUCGAGGGCUGCAUCCGGCAGAACAAGGCUGAGAGGUUGUCCAUCCGGGACCUGCUGGACCACGCGUUCUUCGCCGAGGACACGGGGCUGCGCGUGGAGCUGGCCGAGGACGACGCGGGGCUGGACCCGGCGCUGGCGCUGCGGCUCUGGGUGGAGGACCCCAAAAAGCUCAAGGGCAAGCACAAGGACAACGAGGCCAUCGAGUUCAGCUUCAACCUGGAGGCUGAUGUCCCCGAGGAGGUGGCCUAUGAGAUGGUGAAAUCCGGGUUCUUCCACGAGAGUGACUCCAAGGCCGUGGCCAAAUCCAUCCGGGACCGGCUGGCGCUGGUGAGGAAGACGCGGGAGAAGAAGCAGGCGGAGGGCAGGGGGGGCCCCGAGAGCCGGGGGGGCCCCGAGAGCGAGGACACCGAGGUCGAUCAGCACGUGCGGCAGCAGCUGCUGCGGGAGCAGCCCCCGCCCGGCCCUGCUGAGGGGAUCCUGGACAACGUCCCCCCACCAGAUGUCCCCGGUCCCGGCGGUGUCACCGGAGCACCUGAGCAGCUCUGGGGGUACCCACAGGGACCCCAGGAUGGGGUGUCCCCCCCUGUGCCACCACUGGUGACCCAGGGGACCGAGGGGACAGCAGAAGAUGGCACCGGAGGAGCCACCACAGAGCCACCUGGGCCUGAGGGAGACCCCUGCAGCUGUGGCGGGGGCUCGGUGACAGUGGGGACACAGCCACAGGUGGCACCUGGGGCACCAGGGCCCGGCAUGGCACAGAGAGUGGCAGCGGGGGUGGCACUGCCAGCUGCGGGGGUGACAGCGGCUCCUGGAGUGUCACCAGCGCAAGGGGUGCCACCUCCUACUGGAGUGCCACCGGCCCCGGGGGGGACACCCACUCUGGGGGGGACACCCGCUCUGGGGGUGCCACCUCCAGCUGGUAUGCCACCAGCUCCAGGGGUGACACCAGCCCAAGGGAUGUCACCAGCUCCAGGGGUGACACCCGCCCAAGGGAUGUCACCAGCUCCAGGGGUGACACCCGCCCAAGGGAUGUCACCAGCUCCAGGGGUGACACCAGCCCAAGGGAUGUCACCAGCUCCAGGGGUGACACCCGCCCAAGGGAUGCCACCAGGAGUGGCACCCCAAGCUGGGAUGCCACCACAGUUGGUCCCUAUGGUGCAGCUGCAGCCAGGCCUUGGAAUGCCACCAACAACCCCUGGGAUGCCACCAGGUCCAGGAAUGCCACCAGCCCAGGGGAUGGCACCACAGCCAGUCCCCACCAUGCAGCCACAGCUGGUGCCAGGGAUGUCACCAGCUCCAGGGAUGCCAACAGUGGUGGGGAUGUCAGCAGCUCUGGGGGUGCCACCACUGUCCAUCAUGACACCAGUCAUGGGGAUGUCACCAGCCCCGGAGAUGCCACCUCCAUCCAUGAUGCCACCAGCCCAAGGGAUGCCACCUCUGUCUGUGAUGCCACCAGUCAUGGGGGUGUCACCAGCCCCAGGGGUGCCACCUGCCCAAGGGAUGCCACCACCAUCCAUGAUGCCACCAGCCUCAGAGAUGCCACCACCAUCCAUGGUGCCACCAGCCAUGGUGAUGCCACCAGCCCAAGGGAUGCCAGCUCCACCCAUGAUGCCACCAGCCCAACGGAUGCCAACUUCAUCCAUGAUGCCACCAGCCCCAGGGGUGCCACCUCCAUCUGUGCUGCCACCAGCCAUGGGGAUGUCACAAGCUCCAGAGAUGCCACCUCCAUCUGUGCUGCCACCAGCCAUGGGGAUGUCACAAGCUCCAGAGAUGCCACCACCAUCCCCGAUGCCACCAGCCUUAGGAAUGCCACCGGCCCCAGAGAUGCCACCACCAUCCAUGAUGCCACCAGCCAUGGGGAUGCCACCAGCCCCAGAGAUGCCACCACCAUCCCCAAUGCCACAACCCCCGAUGCUCCCUGGCCCCGAGGACCCCUCGGUGCCCGCCGAGGCCGCGUCCCUGCUGCGUGUCCCCGAUGUCCCUGAAGUCCCCGGGCCGCGUGCCCGGCAGCGCCGCGCGUCGUGCCAGCGCCCCGCCCGCUUCCAGCUCACCGUGCUGCAGGUGUCCUCAGCUGGGGACAACACGGUGGAGUGCCAGCUGGAGACCCACGACAGCAAGAUGGUCACCUUCAGGUUUGACGCGGAUGGGGACGCGCCCGAGGACAUCGCCUGCUACAUGGUCGAGGACAACUUUGUCCUGGAGGGGGAGCGGGACAAGUUUGUGGAGGAGCUCAAGGCCAUCGUGGAGCAGGCACGGGGGCUCCUCGGGACCCCCGCCCCGGACCCCCAGGUGGGACCCCUGGAGCCGCCAGUGGGUGGGGAAGGCCCCCCCCAGUCGUCGCCCGUGGGGCGCUGGAGGUUCUGCAUCAACCAAACCAUCCGGAACCGCGAGGCCACCGGUCCUGGGGGACCCCCACCCACCCGGAGAGCCCUGGGGACAUCCCAGGGGGGUCCCCAAGGACAGGGGACAAACAAGAGUGGAACGUCAGAGCAGGAUGGGCCGGGGGGGCCGAAGAUGGGGGUCCCCAAAGCCCAGGACCUGGAUGUCCCCCAGGGCCAGGGGUCGGCUGUCCCCAAACUGGAGGAGCUGGGUGUCCCCCAGGCUUUGGGGACAGCUGUCAUCGGUCCCCAGGAGGUGGCUGAACCCACAGCACCAGAGAGGAUCAACCCCGAACCCCAAGAUCUGGGGGCUCCCCAGGGCUCGGGGCUGAGUGUCCCCAGCCCUGGACACCUGGACAUGGCUGACCCCAAACCUCCAGAGCUCAAUGGCCACCAAGAGCCCCUCGUCCCUGGGGAUGCCGAGCCAGGUGUCCCCCAGGAACAGGGGACAGUCACUGCCCCAUGGGAGCAGGAGGGACCCAGGGAACCACCCGACCCCCCAGAGCCGGAUGUGUCCCAAGAGCCAGGUGACCCCCAAGGACUGGGGACAUUUGUCACCGGUGCUUGGGGGCAGGAGGGACCCCCGGGACCAGAGGCCGUGCCCCCCGCCCGCCCCCCGCCCGGGGGUGCCUCGUUCCCGCUGGGGCUCUGCCCCCGCCUGCGCAGCCCCCGCAAGGGCUGGGGGCGCCGCAUCAAGAGCUGGGCCCGGCGCCUGCGCCCCCCCUCCGGGGGAGGGGACCCCCACACAGAGGAGCCAGAGGAACUCGGGGACCCCUCAAGGCGAGGGCACUGCCAGGUGGGUGUUGGGGACCCCAAAGUGCCCCAGGAACCCUAAAACUGCCACAGGAACCCCCCACAGAACUGCCCCAGAGACCUCAGAACUACCCCAAGAGACCCCAGAGUUAUCCCAGGGACCCCAAACCACCCCAGAGACCCAAAUCUGCCUCAGGGACCCCCCCCAAACUAGCCCAAGGAAUCCCCAAAACUGCCCCAGAGACCCCAAAACUGCCCCAGGGACC
Haemorhous mexicanus (house finch) is the source of this 4318-nucleotide messenger RNA. It is a transcript of the gene WNK3, whose product is annotated as WNK lysine deficient protein kinase 3. Gene Ontology annotation, cellular component: cytosol; cytoplasm. Gene Ontology annotation, biological process: monoatomic ion homeostasis; positive regulation of potassium ion import across plasma membrane; protein phosphorylation. The record is from RefSeq and is a predicted model, not a curated record. Gene Ontology annotation, molecular function: ATP binding; protein serine/threonine kinase activity; chloride channel inhibitor activity. The transcript is spliced from 16 exons. The coding region runs from base 1 to 4134 and encodes 1377 amino acids. Lineage: Eukaryota; Metazoa; Chordata; Aves; Passeriformes; Fringillidae.